GGUUGGUUGAAGACCACUUUAGAGAAAACGUACGUAGUAGUGUUCUAUAUGUUCUCCCACAAUACCUUCUUCUCUCUUCUUCCAUUUCAAUUUCAACCUCUUCAAAAUCAAAUAUAUAAUUCACUCACAUCACACUUUAAUCCCCAAAUCCCACAAUCACUUUUUUCACUUCUCACCAAUGAAAUUCACCACAUUAAUCACAUUAUGUAUCCUCCUUCACUUCUCCAAACACACCUUAAGCACCAUCACCACCACCACCCUUGAACAAAACUUCAAAGAAGCACCAAAAUUCUACAACUCCCCAACCUGCACAACAAUUACAAACCACACAUGCUCAAUCGAAGCCGUACACGUGGCAAUGACACUUGACGUGUCAUACAUCCGUGGCUCCAUGGCAGCAAUCCUCUCCAUACUCCAACACUCCUCAUGUCCAGAAAACAUUAUUUUCCAUUUCAUUACUUCCUCUUCAAAACCUUCAACCGUUCUCAACAGAAUUAUAACUAACUCUUUUCCUUAUCUAAAAUACCAAAUAUACCCUUUCAACGACGCACCCGUCGCCGGAUUAAUCUCCACCUCCAUUCGCUCCGCCCUUGAUUGUCCGCUCAACUACGUCCGCACCUACCUCGCCGACAUCCUUCCCGUCUGUAUCUCUAAAGUUGUUUAUCUUGACUCCGAUUUGAUCGUCGUCGACGACAUUGCAAAACUCGCCGCUACUCCUCUCCGUUCAAACACUGUCCUCGCCGCGCCGGAAUAUUGUAAUGCGAAUUUCAGUAUUUACUUUACUCCUUCGUUUUGGUCGAAUCCUUCUCUUUCACUUACGUUCGCGAAUCGUGAGGCUUGUUACUUUAAUACUGGAGUUAUGGUUAUUGAUCUUCAACGGUGGCGUUCCGGUGAGUAUACGACGAUGAUUCGGGAGUGGAUGGAGUUGCAGAAGAGAAUGAGGAUCUAUGAAUUGGGAUCAUUGCCGCCGUUUUUGUUGGUUUUUGCUGGGAGGAUUACGCCGGUGGAUCAUCGGUGGAAUCAGCAUGGGCUUGGUGGUGAUAAUUUUCGUGGGCUUUGUAGGGAUUUGCAUCCGGGCCCGGUGAGUUUGUUGCAUUGGAGUGGAAAGGGAAAACCGUGGGCCAGGCUUGAUGGGAAUCGGGCUUGUCCUUUGGAUGCUUUGUGGGCUCCAUAUGAUCUUCUCAAGACUCAUUUUGCUAUUGAGGUGUAGAUGAUGUCAAAAUUCGGAUAUAUAUAUAUUUUUUUUAUAAUUCAUUAAGUAAUAAAUCUAAAUAUAUACUUACAUUUAGUUUGAUAUAAUUUGAAUUUGAUACAUUGUACAUGGUAUAUAUAACUUACCAUUUUGUUAUUGAGGUGAAUGAUUUACACUACAUAUACUACUACUAACAAUGAUUCAAAUAAGUUGAGUAUUCUUAAAAAGUGUUUGUGUAGAUUGUGAAUCCAUUAUAUUUUGUUUUGUUUAUGUUGUAACUUGUAGUUUUGUGUAGUAUAUUAUUAUUAA
Molecule: messenger RNA, 1501 nt
Organism: Trifolium pratense (red clover)
Lineage: Eukaryota; Viridiplantae; Streptophyta; Magnoliopsida; Fabales; Fabaceae
Product: probable galacturonosyltransferase-like 1
Exons: 1
Coding region: 179-1210 (343 amino acids)
Cellular component (GO): Golgi apparatus
Molecular function (GO): glycosyltransferase activity
Source: RefSeq, a predicted model, not a curated record